Messenger RNA from Fusarium subglutinans, 1725 nucleotides. RefSeq lists its product as uncharacterized. The transcript has 2 exons. The record is from RefSeq and is a predicted model, not a curated record. Bases 1 to 1725 code for a protein of 574 amino acids. NCBI's taxonomy places the organism in Eukaryota, Fungi, Ascomycota, Sordariomycetes, Hypocreales, Nectriaceae.
AUGAACGACAACUUUGCCGAUGGCAUUGCCAGUGGCUCAAUUUCUCCCAAUAUCACACCAAGUACUACAGAUCUCAAGAGGAAACGUGAGAAUAGCACUGCAUCCCUAGCCAUAUCACGGGAGCCUAGUGUUUCAUUCCAUAUCGGGAGCGAAUUGCGACAGACUCCCCAGUCCUCGUUCCUGUCAUACGUAUGGUGCACUGGGCUUGACUCUGACUGCGUAUCGUGCGGAAAACCUUUCCUUCCCGACGGAGAACCUCCGAUACGAACCAUAGCCGCUGGGAACAGCAUUUUUCCACCGUUUGUCAUCGAUAUCACUCAGGAACCAGUAUCGCCGUGGAAUCUAAGAAUCUUCAACAGACACAUGUCCUGUAUAAAGGCUAAAAAGGUCAGCUAUGUCCCGAUUUCUCAUGCCUGGCAUCAAAAGGUGGCCACUGCGCAGGACCUUCGUCUGGAGAGCAUCGACGCUUCCAGGCUGGUUUAUCAAAUACCAACCCGGACUCUCUUGGCACUCACGGCUAUGUUUCCCGGUUGCGAAGUCUGGCAUGACUACUUGAGCGUUCCGCAAUGGCGCCCCGAGGUUCAGGAACGGCUCCUCCUUUUGAUACCGGAGAUAUAUAAUCAUGCCGCGAAAACAGUGAUCCAUCUGGACGACGUCAGAGCAACCCAUUUCUCUUGUAAUGUCAAGGACUCCUCCUACGACAAGUUCAUCGCUGACCUUGCGGCCACUAUUCGGUCCCGGUGGUUCGACCGCAUGUGGGUGACACUGGAGUACAUUCAGAGCAAUGACGUCCUCAUCCUCACGGAGGAUUACACGAUAUGUGAUGAUUAUGCCAGGGAUGUAUGCCAGCAUCUAGACACUGCGCACUCAAAAUGGGUCAAGAAACGAAGUAAUUCGACUGUCACAGAGGACAUUUGGAAGCAAAAUACGACUCUAAAAAGGAUGACUUCAUGGAUAGAUAUGGAGGCUUGGAAGAAUGAGCACGAAAUGCAUCGAACUCUCGGGUGGGCAAUCGGAAUACUAGGUCACCGGAAGUGUCAGUAUACAAGAGACUACUUCUUGGCUCUCGGGAAGAUGCUUGAUUUCCGACCAGAACAAGACCCUCUUAUUCUCAUCGAGAACCGCUUUUCAUACUUCUUUUCUCUGGCGAUAUAUGCGCUACAACAGGGCGAUUAUUCCCCACUAUUGUUCAUCCCGUCACCAGGCGAAGAAACGGACCCCCGAGCACCGUGGCUGCGUGGAUAUUCUACGGGAACGUGGAAGCUCUGGGACAUGGGCCGAUGUCAUAGGAAAGCGGCGUCUCAGCCAAUCAUUCGGGACGGCAAGAUCCAACCCAAACUACAGACGGUCGGUGUCAUUGAAGCCUUUGAGUACUACGACUUCGAAGGAGACGCGGAGUCGGUCGUGGACUAUAUUGCAUCCAAGAUAGUCCGGGCUAGCGGCCAGAAUACACAAGCUCUAUGUGACGCUAUGGAUCGCAUAUUCCCUCGGAGCGAAGAGAAAGCAUUAAACAUGGAAUGGAAAGACACAAACCCUGAACAUGGCUCUACCUCUACAUUUAGGGCAAGAAGCAACUCAACAGAGGUUCGAUAUUGCGAAGAAGAUGAUCAGAGCCUUGAAGCUAAGCAAGGAAGGCAAGCACGCAAGAGAGUCGCGUCUGGAGCUUGCAGCCGGAGAAGCAGACUGGUUCUUGCGGGAGUACGGGACGCCAAUGGAAGGUAUUAG